Messenger RNA from Etheostoma cragini (Arkansas darter), 308 nucleotides. Its product is annotated as plexin-B1-like. The record is from RefSeq and is a predicted model, not a curated record. Gene Ontology annotation, molecular function: semaphorin receptor activity. Gene Ontology annotation, biological process: positive regulation of axonogenesis; regulation of GTPase activity; negative regulation of cell adhesion. The annotation marks the transcript as partial. NCBI's taxonomy places the organism in Eukaryota, Metazoa, Chordata, Actinopteri, Perciformes, Percidae. The transcript has 2 exons. Gene Ontology annotation, cellular component: semaphorin receptor complex.
AUGACAGUUAACAGCCAGGUCCAUCUGUCCGUCUCCAAGGUAACGCUGUCAGUCGUCCAGCUUCCCGCCCUCCCGGAGGCGGAGUCUCUGUCCUGUGUCUUCGGCCUCCAAUCACCUCAGCCUGCUGUCGUCACGGGAACCAGCAUCACCUGUCAAUCACCUGCGCCGGAGCUCCUCCCACCCAUGCUAACAGGAAGUGAUCACAUGAUCCUGCCCGUGUCGCUGAUGUUCGGUCAUGUGACCAUCACCACGGGUCACAUGACCUUCUACGACUGUGGAGCCGUGAGCCAACUCAACCAGAGCUCCCA